AUGGCUUCGACCGCGCUCAUCGACGCCGACAUGGCGCCUACGCUCCAGUCCAUCCUCGAUCAGAAGACGCUCCGGUGGAUAUUCGUCGGCGGAAAGGGUGGUGUAGGAAAAACGACGACAUCGUGCUCCCUCGCCAUUCAGCUCGCAAAGCACCGCAAGUCGGUUCUCCUCAUCUCGACCGACCCCGCCCACAACCUCUCGGAUGCCUUCAACCAGAAGUUCGGCAAGGACGCGCGCCUCGUCAACGGCUUCGACAAUCUCAGCGCCAUGGAAAUUGACCCCAACGGCAGUAUACAGGACUUGCUAGCAAGCGGAGCGGAGGAGGGCCAAGACCCCAUGGCGGGCCUGGGUGGCAUGGGCAGCAUGAUGCAAGAUCUGGCCUUUAGCAUUCCCGGCGUGGACGAAGCCAUGUCCUUUGCCGAAGUGCUCAAGCAAGUCAAGUCCAUGUCCUACGAAGUCAUCAUCUUCGAUACGGCGCCCACGGGCCACACGCUACGCUUCCUCCAAUUUCCCACCGUCAUGGAAAAGGCUCUCUCCAAAGUGUCGCAACUCUCGCGCCAAUUCGGGCCCAUGCUCAACUCUUUCCUCGGUGCGUCCGGCAGACUGCCCAACGGACAAAACAUGGACGAGCUGGUGGAGAAGAUGGAGAACCUGCGCGAGACCAUUGGGGAAGUCAAUGGCCAGUUCAAGGACGCCGACCUCACCACCUUUGUGUGUGUCUGCAUCCCCGAGUUCUUGAGUCUGUACGAGACGGAGAGAAUGAUCCAGGAGCUCAACAGCUACGAGAUCGACACGCACUCCAUUGUCGUGAACCAGCUGCUGUUCCCCAAGGAAGACAACCCCUGCGAGCAGUGCAAUGCGCGACGGAAGAUGCAGAAGAAGUACCUCGAUCAGAUUGAAGAGCUCUACGACGAGUUCAACGUGGUCAAGAUGCCGCUAUUGGUCGAGGAGGUGCGCGGCAAGGAGAAGCUCGAGAAAUUCAGUGAGAUGCUCGUCAAACCCUUCGUCCCACCGCAGUAG
Messenger RNA from Alternaria rosae, 1020 nucleotides. RefSeq names its product ATPase get3. The transcript is spliced from 2 exons. Gene Ontology annotation, biological process: post-translational protein targeting to endoplasmic reticulum membrane. NCBI's taxonomy places the organism in Eukaryota, Fungi, Ascomycota, Dothideomycetes, Pleosporales, Pleosporaceae. Gene Ontology annotation, molecular function: ATP binding; ATP hydrolysis activity. Gene Ontology annotation, cellular component: GET complex. The record is from RefSeq and is a predicted model, not a curated record. The coding region runs from base 1 to 1020 and encodes 339 amino acids.